This is a messenger RNA of Chiloscyllium plagiosum (whitespotted bambooshark), 2462 nucleotides long. RefSeq lists its product as uncharacterized. Gene Ontology annotation, cellular component: nucleus. NCBI's taxonomy places the organism in Eukaryota, Metazoa, Chordata, Chondrichthyes, Orectolobiformes, Hemiscylliidae. Gene Ontology annotation, molecular function: RNA polymerase II cis-regulatory region sequence-specific DNA binding; DNA-binding transcription activator activity, RNA polymerase II-specific. Gene Ontology annotation, biological process: regulation of transcription by RNA polymerase II. The record is from RefSeq and is a predicted model, not a curated record.
CUCAAUUUGAGUUUCCUGUCUGUACAUCAUGCUUUUCUAAUAUCCUGUAAAAGGAAGAGUGUUAAUGUCAAUAUCAAUCCAGGAUAGAAGUAAAGAACAGAAAGUUCCACCUUCUGUGGAACAUUCUUUCCCUUCAUUUCCAACACACGUGGUCAAGUGAAACUAAAAGAACCAAAAACCAACUAUCCUAACAAGAGUAGCAAAUGUUCGGGAACAUUCAGCCCACCUGCUAGUUCCCAUCCAAGCCGAACACAAUCCUGAUUUGGUGCGUGUGGUUCAAUGCCGAGCACUAGGACCCGGUUGAGAAACAAGCUGCGAGGCCCCACCCACCCCUCCCGGCCCCAGAAGAGCUGCGCAUGCGUUCUGUUCUCGCUGAACAAAGAUGGCUGCCGUUCAUCGGGGCGUUUGCUUGGUCAAAGACUCGGAUCGGAAAACACGAGACCUGCAGGGCUUACAAUUGAUCAGAUACUGAAGUGGACCAGCCAAGUAUUGCUACACGAAUAGGUCAGAGACAAUGAAUUCUGUGGGAAAUAAUUCACUUCUUGACUUCUCAAAGACUGUCCACCAUCUGCAAGACGUAAGUCAGAAGUUGCCUGGGUGGGUGCAACUCCAACAACACUCGAGAUUUGAGACCAUCCAAGAUAAAGCAGCUCACUCACUUGACACUCCAUCCACCAGCAUGAAUAGUCAUUCUUUUUCGCUGGACACUGCCUCUUCUAUCGACAGGAACGUGGGGCUUCUUCACAUCACUGGUGUUAGAAGAGGAGGAUAAACUAUACAUCCAUAUUAGACAGUUAUUUGAAACAUCAGGACCAGAAUAUCAUUAUCCUUUGAAUGUGGAAGAAAAGGUAUUUUUUGUUUGGGAAAAGGUUUCAAACAUCAGUGUGACUGAAAACGUCCUGAGUGAGCAUGCUCCCCUGAAGUGACUGUGGUAAAAGCUUUAACCAGUUACACAGUGUGUAAGAAACAUUGCAUUAUUCAAUGCACGGAGAUGCCUGUAUGUGGAGGAUGAUCCAACUGACUAUCCAAUCUGAUAAGUCACAAGCACACCCAUGCCAUGGAGAAACCGUGGAAGUGUGGGAACUGUGGGAAGGGAUUCAGCUGUCCAUCUCACCUGGAAACUCAUCGACGUACUCACACUGGGGAGAGACCGUUCAUCUGCUCUCUGUGUGGGAAGGGAUUCACUCAGCCAUCUAGCCUAGUGUCACACCAGCGAAUUCACACUGAUGAGAAACCCUUUAAAUGUUCUGAGUGUGGGAGAAGCUUUAAGAGCUCUGGGUGUUUAAUUCAACAUCAGCGACUUCACACGGAGGAGAGGCCAUUCGUCUGUGGCAAAUGCAGCAAGAGGUUCAGGACUUCAUCUCAACUCUCAAAGCACCUACGUGUGCACACAGGAGAAAGACCAUUCACUUGCUCACAGUGUGGGAAGAGGUUCAGGUGUUCAUCUAAUCUGACUGAACAUCUGCGUGUUCAUACUGGAGAGAGACCGUUUGUCUGCUCUGAGUGUGGAAAGGGAUUUACUUGUUCAUCCCACCUGACGGAGCACAAGCGGGUUCACACUGGGGAGAAGCCAUUUGUCUGCUCCAUGUGCGGGAAGGGAUUCACCACGUCAUCCCAGCAUCUCACACACCAGGCUGUUCACAGUGGGGAGAGACCAUUCUCCUGCUGCUUGUGUGGGAAGGGAUUCAGUCGUUUAUCCACACUGCAAAGACAUCAGCGCAUUCACACUGGAGAGAAACCGUUCCCCUGCUCCCAGUGUGGAAAGGGAUUCACUCAGUCAUCCCACCUGCUGAGACACCAGCAAGUUCACAAGUGACUCCAGGAGUUAGGAUUCCCCUGUUUUUGCUGCUGUUUGUACAGUCUGAGACGUGACUAUGUUUGUUUUUGCAGUAUUCUGACUUCCUGCACUUGGGGCUUGUUGUCCAAUAAAUCAUAUUUGUCUCUAAUAUCAUAUGCCAACUCUCCAGAAUAAAGAGAACAAUUGCCCUCUUAUUGACUACUCCACUUUUGGGAUAGAAAGCUGGCAAAUGUCCUGUACCUAGUUUCCUACAAUCAUGGAUAGAUGGAGGCGAAUGCACUGCUUGUGAUUUCCCAAAUUUCUGUAAAUCCUGGGACAGAAGCAAUGUAUUUAUUUGAUUAUUUUUGCAUGAGAUGUGGACAUUUCUGGUUAGGCCGGCAUUUGUCACCCAUUCUGAAUAGCCUUAACACUCUCAGCUUUUUUUUUUGUUCCUUCAUGGAUUGAGGGUGUCUAUGUUUGGCCUGCAUUAAUUGCCCAUCCCUAAUUGCCCAGAGGGCAGUUAAGAGUCAACCAUAUUGCUGUGGGUCUGGAGUCACGUGUAGGCCAGACCAGGUUAGGCUGGCAAGUUUCCCUCCCUAUAGGGCAUUAGUGGGCUUUUAAUGACAAUCAACAAUGGCUUCAUGGUCAUCAUUAGACACUUAAUACCAGAUUUUUAUUGAAUCAA